Molecule: messenger RNA, 960 nt
Organism: Triticum turgidum subsp. durum (durum wheat)
Lineage: Eukaryota; Viridiplantae; Streptophyta; Magnoliopsida; Poales; Poaceae
Source: the annotation of a GenBank genome assembly
AUGGCGCACGGCGGCCAGCCCCGCCGCGCCCCGGCCGCACGCCGCCCCAAGCCUUCCGCGUCCGCGCCCGCGCCCGCCGCUGACCGGAAGCGGAAGCGCGCCGCCGUCUUCAAGACCGUCACGCUCAAGAACCAGAUUCGCUCCACCGAGCGCCUCCUCCGCAAGGACCUUCCUAAUGACAUGAGGGUUGCUCAAGAGAAGAAAUUGGAAGAACUAAAGAGACAGCAAGAGAAACAGACUCAAGAGGCCAUGCAACGCACAAUACAGUUGAGGGAUAGAAAGAUAAAGUUUUUUGAGAGGCGAAAGAUUGAGAGGAUGAUAAGGCGUCUUGAUAAACAGCAACGUUUAAAUGCUGAUGAGGCCAGCAACAAGUUGGCAACAUUGCGAGAAGAUCUUGAAUAUGUUAGAUUUUUCCCAAAGAAAGAAAAAUAUUUCCCUUUAUUCACCGGGGGUAAUACACCAGAUGUUGUGGAGAAAAGGAAUGCAUGGCGUAAACAGAUCAAGGAGAAUCUCAUCGCGGCGGCAGCAAAUGGAAAGGACCUAGAAGAGACAGCCAGUGACGAUGACACCUUGGAUGUGAGUGAAGAUGAUUUCUUUAUGUCUGGAAGUUCAAGUGAUGAAGAGGCAGAUGAUGAGCUUACCGAUAAAAGUACAAAAGAACCUGGUGCUUCAGGUAGGGCAGCGUCUGGUAUGUCGAGUGAUGAAAAGAACCAGCGGCAGAGAGAUGCUCGGGUGCUUAUGCCACCACCUCGCUCAUUACCACCUAAUAGAGCUAGAUCUGCGGAUAAACGUGCGGUGUCCAGCUCUAGCAAUGCUUCGACCAGCACAAGCGGUAACUCAUUCAAAAAUAGGAAAGCAUCCAAUCUUUCUGGAGAUCACAACAGCACUCUGAGUUCAAAUUCUGAUGCUCAUAAGCCACGCCGCAAAAGGAGACCGAAGAAAAAGAAGCAGGAUGAAUGA